AUGGGCAUAAGCAAGCUGACUGCAGAAGUAGAAAACAAUAUUGCUCCUACUGUGCAGAAGAACAUGGGAACCGUGAUUGCACAGCCCAACAACCACAGUGUAUCAACUGUGGUGAGGCCAACUCCCGCUAUGGCACCAAAUACAGCUACUUCCAUCCAGCCUAUGCUCCAGAAUGCCCACAAUACCAGCGCAAGGUACAGUCAAUCCGAGAUAAUACAGAAUACUGCUAAUCUUGAUUUAUCAAACGUCAUAAAUAAAGAUACAAUAUGCAGUACAUUAUCUAUCAAAUGUAUACAAAUAAAUUUACAGCGAGCAAAAGCAGCAGUUGCUCAACUAGCACAAUUUGCAGCAGAAUUUGGUGCUGACCUGAUAAUGGCUCAGGAACCUUACACGCGAGACGGAAUUGCAGUGGGAUUUCCAUUGCAAUGGACAAUUUAUCAACAAGGAAAUGUAGAAUAUCCUCCUAGGGCCAUUAUUAUUAACUGCAACAAAAAAUGGUCUCCGGCUAUCGUAGCAAUUGAACGCGAUAAUGUUGCAAUCAUUAUAGAAGCACAAGAAGCAUCUUUACUGUUUAUCUCACAAUACUCUCCUCCUUCUGCAGAUAUUUUGGCUACUACACAGUUUCUUACAGAUACCCUGCAAAAGAUUAAAAUUCCUCUUAAAAUAAUUACAGGCGAUUAUAAUGCCCACAACACGGUUUGGGGGUAUGCUUCUACGAAUGACAAAGGAAGCCUUCUGGAGGAUUUUCUGUCUGCUAAUCAUCUUGUUUUACAUAACACAGCAGACGCGCCUCCGACAUAUGACAGAAUCUACGCACAAGGCUGGCCUGAUUUGACGAGCAACCGACGACAAUUAAUAUUAUUCGUCGUUACAACCUACCUGGUAGGCGUAAAACGUGCUUUUACUACUAGAGUCAAGAAUUUGAUUGAAGGUAUUGAACAACAGCUAACUCAAGCGAACUCUAGAGACGAAUUGGAGAAUUUCACAGUGACUCUACAAAAGUGUAUACAGCAAGCGUGUGAUGACAUAUUGCCACAGCGUAGUACUAAAAAACUGACUACGAUCAAUUGGUGGAGUAGUGAACUUCGUAUUCAGCAGAGGCAAUGUCGCGCAUUACGUCGAAGGUUAAAGACUGAGCGUAGACUAAACCUUCCAGCUAACACCCUCCCAAUUUAUCAACAGGCAAGAGCGAAGUACAAACGUUCAAUUUUGCAGGCUAAAAUCAAUUCAUGGCAUGCUUUUUGUACAGAGUCACAAAACAUCUAUGGUAUUCAUCAUAAGAUUAUGACUGGAAAGCUGUUUAGGCCUGCCCAGUUACACAUCCCUACACGAAUAAAUGUUACUCAGGACUACACAAGGGAAACAUUAAUACAGAUCCUGGAUUCCGUCUUCAGUCAGGAUGACCCAACCGAAGAUUCUAAGCAACAAGCAACUAUACGUACAGAACAGAUGUCUACCAACGUGCCACCGGAUAGGGAUAUUACAUUGAAAGAACUAAAACAUAUAUUAGCGCAUUUGCCAAAAAAAGAAAAAGGCCCCUGGCCCUGA
This is a messenger RNA of Stegodyphus dumicola, 1548 nucleotides long. RefSeq lists its product as uncharacterized. NCBI's taxonomy places the organism in Eukaryota, Metazoa, Arthropoda, Arachnida, Araneae, Eresidae. The record is from RefSeq and is a predicted model, not a curated record.